Molecule: messenger RNA, 1185 nt
Organism: Rhagoletis pomonella (apple maggot)
Lineage: Eukaryota; Metazoa; Arthropoda; Insecta; Diptera; Tephritidae
Exons: 2
Coding region: 269-880 (203 amino acids)
Source: RefSeq, a predicted model, not a curated record
GCGAGUUGCCCCACUCACAACAACAAAAAUCCCACACUGUGGAGCUAUCGACCCGUGAGCUUUGGUCCACAACAGCCACAACAUCCACUGUCGUCAUCCACCAGCAUCUCCCCAAAUACCUAGGAGUCAACGCUGCCACCGUCCUCGCGCCCCCUUGGAAGAAGGAAGCGGAGAAACCUUCCAUUUGGUCCUUCUGCGCCAGCAGACCCCGAACCAGCAAGGAACCAACGCCGUUGGAAUAAAUAAGUAAAACCCCCCCCUAAAAACCAUGGACCACAGUGGAACCCCAACGCCAGCGCCGCGCGCAUUACUCAAGUCCAAAGUGGUAAUGACACCCUCCGUGGAACGCGAACCAUCACCUGGCUCUCACCGUAUCGAGGAGGACUACCAACGAUGCCGCUUGUGCACCCGUCACCACGCACUGCGUCUAUGCCCCGUGUUUGCAAGUAUGCAGCCGCAGCAACGGUUUUUGUUGGCAAGGGCACAUAAAUAUUGUACGAACUGUCUGGCGUUGUCGCACACUACAGCUGAAUGUACCUCAAGUGGUCUUUGCAAGGUUUGUUCACUGCAGCACCACACCCUCUUGCAUCGACGUAGUACAUCGACAGUCCGCCGCAGCAGCCCGAAUGCCGCAGUGCAGCCCCUCAAACGACUAGUUCAGCCCAAGUUACACUCCCCACAACGUGGGGGAUCAGGGCGUACCCCAGCUCGCUCCAAGCACCUCCGACACCAUCCAACGGCCACGAACGUCGAAAACCGUAGAGUCCGGCGCACGAAGGAGGGACUGCAAACCGCAAAUUACCGAGACAAGACCACAAAGCUAUUGGUUCAGGAGGCGCUCAGGACACUCCAGGAGUUAAAGGAAGCACUAUCCGCUUAAUGCGGCUAGGGCCGGCUGGAUGUUCACGCGAACAACGCUGCAGCAUGUUCGCCGUUAACUUCGGAUCAUCCAAUUACAUUUUUUUCUUCAUAUAAAUGCGGCAAUUUGUUUGCAAUGAAUUUUGUAUUUUUUGUCUAAACUGAUAGUCUAGGCGCUAUGUAAGCAUCUGGCGAUACGGGUGGCAAUGCAUGUAUUGUCUACUCGUAUCUGUGUAGACUUUUUUUGACAUUUGUUUUGCAUACAUAUAUAUAUACCCGUGCUGAAAAGAACUAAAAACACUUUCGAUUUUUAUACAUUCGAGCUCG